This is a messenger RNA of Bombus pyrosoma, 1681 nucleotides long. Its product is annotated as mitochondrial glycine transporter-like. Lineage: Eukaryota; Metazoa; Arthropoda; Insecta; Hymenoptera; Apidae. Gene Ontology annotation, cellular component: mitochondrion; mitochondrial inner membrane. The coding region runs from base 532 to 1392 and encodes 286 amino acids. The transcript has 7 exons. Gene Ontology annotation, biological process: glycine import into mitochondrion. Gene Ontology annotation, molecular function: glycine transmembrane transporter activity. The record is from RefSeq and is a predicted model, not a curated record.
GUCGUCUUAAUUUUGUAAAGUCAUUGCACUAGAGUAUAUAUUUUUAAAUCAUUCUUUUUAUCGCUUUUUUUUUUAAUUAUUUUGAAAUUUCAUAAUAAUAAUUAAAUAGUUUUUCUUAUGUGAGUGUGAAAUUAUAUGAUACUAAAAUCAAUGUAUAUAACAAAUAACAUAUUUUGUAAUUCCGAUAUCUUUAGAUUAAAUACAUAUUGAAAUAAGUCACGUUUCAUAUUAAGUCACGUUUAAAUCACGUUUUAGUUUGAUAUUCUUGGAUUUUUUUACUGGAGUAUGUGUCGAUAUGCAGGGUUAUCCUAUUGACCCAAAACAUGGUGAGACAAAGAUAAAAGAAGAUGUAAGUAAGAAUCACGUUUUCAACAUGCUCAGUAUCUUUGUAACAGUAAAGGAAGCAUUAAGAAAACAUUUUUGUUCAGUUUUGUCUUAUAUCAAGAACUAGUUCACUUUAUUGCAAUUUAAAAUCUUUUCAUUUUUAAACUUCUAAUAGCUUCUAAUAACUUUUAAUAAACUUCUAAUAGUAUGGAAGCUUUUGGAACUUAUCCUGUUUUAAAGUCUUUUCUUGUGGGAUCACUGUCUGGUAUAUUUUCAACUAUUUUAUUUCAACCAUUGGAUCUUGUUAAAACCAGACUCCAAAGCAAAGUAAAUAUGCAUCUUGAUACUCCAAAAAGUGGUACUUUAGGCAUAGUAAUUCAUAUAAUCAAGAAUGAAAAUGUGUUUGGACUCUGGAAGGGUAUAACACCAACCAUUACUAGAGUUGUACCUGGUGUUGGAUUGUAUUUUUCAACAUUACAUUGGUUAAAGCACACAUUGCAUCUAAAAGAUCCACUUACAUCUACAGAAGCUUUGUUAUUAGGUGUUACUGCAAGGUCUAUGUCUGGAGUUUUAUUAAUUCCAAUAACAGUAGUAAAAACACGUUUUGAAAGUGAAGUUUAUAAAUAUAAUAGCGUAGCAGAAGCAUUAAGAUUAAUUUACAAGCAGGAAGGAGUAAGAGGUCUUUCAAGAGGGUUAAUACCAACGUUAUUAAGAGAUGCUCCUUAUAGUGGCAUUUAUCUCACGUUUUAUACUCAAUUAAAAAGUAUUUUUACGGAAGCAGAUGUGCCCUACGCCAAAUCGUCAGCUGCGAUUCAUUUUAGUUGUGGAAUAUUAGCAGGAAUAUUUGCUUCCACUGUAACACAACCUGCCGAUGUAAUCAAGACAAAAAUGCAAUUAUAUCCCAACGAAUUUAGAGACGUUCGUAAUGCAGCUUUCAGGAUUUAUAAAAAAUAUGGUGUAUUAGGAUAUUUUAAAGGCAUUGUUCCACGAAUGUUGAGAAGGACAUUAGUGACUGCAAUGGCUUGGACCGUAUACGAAGAGGUUACAAAAUUUAUAGGGCUUAAAUAAAAUUGUUUCUAUUUAAUAAUAUAAUUUUUUGGUGUUUGUUGACAUCAAAUUUAAAGAAAGUCAAUAAUUUACGCAUGAUGGAACCAAAGUCAUUCAGCCAAUACAAAUAUUUACACUUGAUAUACAGUAUUUUAGUUUUGUACAAAGAUAAUUUGAUUGCUGCGAACAAUUGUAUUAUAGCAAAUAUCACUACUAUGUACAGUAUUCAGGUAGAAUAUCCUAUCGCUCAAUAAUGUGUUAUUCCUGUAUAUAUUUUUAUUUAAUAAAUUUUAUAAUUUGAUGUUAGAAA